AUGACAUCGUAUCCAAUACUUAGUGAUGCAACAUUGUCAUUAUCAAAUAUUUCUACUGAAAUUUAUCCAAUUAUAACUUCAAUUCGAUCUGAAUGGAAUUCAACAAAUACUAAUCUAAUCAUAUUUAAUAAUGGUUUAUCAAAUAUAACGUUUGGUUUGUUUGAUACACGACUUACAAAUGAUGAAUCUCAAGGAUUAGUUAUUAAAUUAUUUGGUACAAGCUCAGACUUAUUUAUUGAUCGACAAUCAGAAAUCAAAACAAUGAUUGAUUUAUAUAAUAAAGGAGUCAUAUCACAGCGUAUACUUAUAAAAUUUAAGAAUGGUAUUAUUUAUGAGUAUAUACCAGGUAGAAUAUGUUUACGAGAAGAUAUAUUUAAAGAAAAUAUUGCAAAAUUAAUGGCAACUAAACUGGCAUUACUUCAUUCUGUACCUAUUGAGCAGACAGAAAAAUCAUUUCUUAUUCCGGCUUUACGAAAAUUUGUUGAAAUACUUAAGAAUUAUGAACAACCAACAACAAAAGAAAUCUUAGAUAUUUCAGUAGAUAUUGAUUUAAUCGAAAAAUCUGUUCUUCCUCGCCUACUUUCAAAUACACAAAUAGGAAAUAAUCUUGUUCUAUGUCAUAAUGACCUUGUUCGAAAUGUAAUUUAUGAUGAAAAAACAGAAAAUUUAUCAUUUAUUGAUUUUGAAUAUACACAUAUAAAUUAUGCUUUUUUUGAUAUUGCAAAUCUUUUCGUUCAAUAUGCUGAUACUGAUAAUGAAUACAUUCGUAUAUAUCCAACACGUCAUCAACAAAAAAAAUGGUUAACAACUUAUUUUGAAGUACGUGGAUUAAAUGAAGUAAUAAUCGAUGAUGAUUUAUGUUAUGUUAUUGAUCAAUUUGCAAUACUUUCACAUUUAUUAAUGGCACUUGAUGGAUUUGCACUAUUACAUUUAUCAAAAUCUAAAUUUGACUUUCUUAGUUAUGCAAAAGCUAAAUUAGAUUGUUAUUAUAAAUUAAAAUCAAAUCUUUUUCAAUCGCAAUAA
This is a messenger RNA of Adineta steineri, 1023 nucleotides long. NCBI's taxonomy places the organism in Eukaryota, Metazoa, Rotifera, Eurotatoria, Adinetida, Adinetidae. The record is from the annotation of a GenBank genome assembly.